AAAAAUUCUUAGUAAUCUGUGAUCCGUCAGAGGGGUGGCAGGUGAUCUCUGUAGCACAGAGGCGCCUCAAGGGGUGUAAAGGUUAAGGAACCUGUCUGCACUGUCCCAAAGGCAAACAAACUUGCUAGCCUUGAGUAAAGUCCGAUGGGGGUCACAAAGAGGCAGGACAGAGGGGGCUGUCCGGCCCGGGAGAGCUUGGCUGCAAUCUAACUGACAAAAACAAGACCCAGAUUCAGUGCAUCACCCUCAGGAGGAGGUUAUCAUGGAUCUUCUCCACAGUUGGGGGAUCGAGCUGGCAGUUCAUCUGCAGACCACAUACAGCAGGUAUGAGGGUUUGUUUAGCCUGGCGUCCUCAGUGGCCGACCUGCACACGGCAUUCUUCUACUUCUUCCCGAUCUGGUUCCACCUGCGGAGGGACACUGCGCUCAGGCUCAUCUGGGUGGCCGUCCUUGGAGACUGGCUCAACUUAGUCCUGAAAUGGGUUCUGUUUGGGGAGAGGCCGUACUGGUGGGUCCAUGAGACCCGGUUUUAUGAAGCAGGACAGGCCCCUUCUCUGCAGCAGUUUCCCAUCACAUGUGAAACUGGACCAGGCAGCCCUUCAGGUCAUGCUAUGGGUGCAGCUGGUGUCUGGUAUGUCAUGGUAACGGCGCUACUCGGUAUAGCAACAGAGAAGCGAUGCCCCCCUUUACUAUACAGAUUCUUGCAGUUAAAUCUGUGGAUGCUAAUGGGUCUGGUAGAGCUGGUGGUCUGCAUGUCCAGGGUCUACAUGGCUGCCCAUUUUCCACACCAGGUCAUCGCUGGAGCCAUUACAGGUAUACUUGUCUCUGAGGUUGUCUCGAAGCAGAAAUGGAUCUACAACGCCAGCAUGAAGAAAUACUUCUACACCACUCUCUUCUUGACCUCCUUCGCUGUUGGCUUCUACGUCCUCCUCAAAACUGUGGGUGUGGACCUGCUGUGGACCAUUGAGAAAGCCCAGAAGUGGUGCGUGAAGCCGGAGUGGGUCCACCUGGACAGCACGCCCUUCGCCAGCCUCCUGCGUAACAUGGGCACCCUUUUCGGCCUGGGCCUGGGCCUGCACUCGCCCCUCUACGCCAAGACCAAGAGGAAGAAAUCAAGCACCAGUUUCAGGCUGGGAUGUGUUAUCAUCUCCUUGUUCCUGCUCCAGCUGUUGGAUGGAUGGACUUUUCCCUCUGAAUAUCUUAUGACUUUCUAUUUCCUGUCUUUUGGUAAAAGUGCAGUUGCACUUUUAAUCCCAACCACUCUGGUUCCCUGGGCGCUCAGCUGGAUUUGCAAGGCAACGAGAGAAGACAAGAACUUGUGAUUCUGUUACAACAAUUCAAAGUCACUUAUUGUAUUAGUUUAAACUUCUAUAUUUACUUGUUUCUUCUUAUGUUUAAUACACAAGGACAUUUAUAGUUUUUUGGACAAUAUCCCUGAAGUUAUUGUGCCGGCCUGGAUAUCACUUCCUUUGAGGAAUAUGUACUGUAGUUUGACAAUUUGGGAAAUAUUCCCUUUCUUGUCAAGAUUUAGAUGAUAAGACUGGUACCAGUUUAAUGUCUGUACGCUGGAUAUGAUGCUACAGCUAGCAGCUCGUUAGCUUAGCUUGACGGGGAAACAGCUGCCUUGGUUCUGUUCAAAGAUAAGAAAAUCCACCCAACAGUACCUGUAAAUCUCAUCAAUGUAAAAAUAAUAUAUAUAAUUUGUUUAUUGAACAAGUUUAAAAAUGUCAGUAUGUGGGUUUAUGGGGGUUGUGUCAGAAGCACCUACUUCCUGCAGUCUCCAUGAAUUACCUUAUGGGGAAACAAUAAAUCCUCCUUUGUACACUAAGGUUUCUCCAUCCAUCCAUUUUCAAUCUUAUCCAAAGCCGGGUUGCGGGGGCAGCAGGCUGAACAAAGCACCCCAGACAUCCCUCUCCCCAGCUCCUCCUGGGGGACCCCAAGGUGUUCCCAGGCCACAUGAGCUAUGUAAUCCUUCCAGUGUGUUCUGGGUCUGCCCCGGCGCUUCCUACCAGUGGGACGUAUCCAGAACACCUCCAAUGGGAGGCGCCCAGGAGGAUCUUGAUCAGAUGUCUGAACCACUUCAACCGAUCCCUUUCAACAUGAAGGCGCAGCGGCUCUACUCCGAGCUCCCUCCGGAUGUCUGAGCUCCUCACCCUAUCUCAAAGGCUGAGCCCAGACACCCCACAGAGGAAACUCAUUUGGGCUGCUUGUAUCCGUGAUCUCAUUCUUUCAGUCACUACCCAGAGCUCAUGACCAUAGGUGAGGGUUGGGCCGUAGAUGGACCACUAAAUUGAAAGCUUUGCCUUCUGGCUCAGCUCCCUCUUUACCACAAUGUUCCGGCACAGUGCCUGCAUCACUUUAGAUGCUGCACUGAACCACCGAUCCAUCUCACGCUCCAUUCUACCCUCACUUGUUUUAAGUCGCUCGUUUUUGUUCACAUUAACAAAGAAGAUAGAGCAUGUCAACUGGUGAUCUCAUUGUGUUACCUUUGGACAGAGCCAGGCUAGCUGUUUCCCCCCUGUUUUCAGUCUUUAUGCUAAGCUAAGGUAAAUCUCCACUGCCGUGCCAAUGUUUAGACAGCUCAAAUUUCCAAAGCCCCAUUAGUCUAAAAAUGGCCCUUUGGAAUGAAAGUCCAUUUCUCUGACAGAUGAUCCCAAAAACAAACGCCCAUUGCUCCAAAGUCCAGUUUCUCUAAUAAUACCCAAUAGCAUAUGACGGUGCUGUCACAUCUCAAUUGUUAAUUUCGGUUGAAAUGAACUCAGGUCUGUUUGUGUGGUUAGUAUGGUUUGUUUGGGCUUGUGUGAAAGUUUUCAAUCGAAUCCUGCGGCGGACCAAACAACCAAACCGAGACCGCUCGAAAAGGUGUCUCGGUGAAUCCCAUAUAGGGACCAUUUUUCAACUUGUUUACUACCCACAUGGGCCCAACAUACAAAUGUUGGCGGGUUAAUGGGCGUUAGAGAAAUUGGCUU
Messenger RNA from Epinephelus fuscoguttatus (brown-marbled grouper), 2968 nucleotides. RefSeq names its product glucose-6-phosphatase catalytic subunit 1a, tandem duplicate 1 (gene g6pc1a.1). Gene Ontology annotation, biological process: gluconeogenesis; glucose 6-phosphate metabolic process. Gene Ontology annotation, cellular component: membrane. The record is from RefSeq and is a predicted model, not a curated record. The coding region runs from base 263 to 1321 and encodes 352 amino acids. Gene Ontology annotation, molecular function: glucose-6-phosphatase activity. The transcript is spliced from 5 exons. Lineage: Eukaryota; Metazoa; Chordata; Actinopteri; Perciformes; Serranidae.